Messenger RNA from Closterium sp. NIES-65, 5163 nucleotides. NCBI's taxonomy places the organism in Eukaryota, Viridiplantae, Streptophyta, Zygnematophyceae, Desmidiales, Closteriaceae. The record is from the annotation of a GenBank genome assembly.
AUGAGAGCAAUGAGGAGAAGAGGAGGAGGAGUAGAGCAGGAGGACCUGGAGGAGAACGCAGCCGGACACACGGAUAUGGAGGUCAGGGGCGAGGAGUCUUGGGACAUGGAGGCUGAGGAGGGCCCAGCUGAGGAGAGCCCAGCUGAGGCAGGAGGAGGAGCGGAUGAGGAAGCAGGCAGUGAUUCUGCCAAAGACCCCCUGCUGCUGAAUGUGUCUGAGGGUGAGGGGCGUGUGAAGGCCCUUGCUGCUGCUAUGCUGUCGCCUACUGCUACUGCUGCUGAUACCACCACUGCAUCCCCUAAAGAGGCGGUGGCGUUAGGUGUUGCUGGGGGGCGUGUGAAGGCUCUUGCUGUUGUGGUGGCGUCUGCUGCUGCUGAUACCACCAGUGCACCCUCUAACAAGGCUGCGACUGUGGACGUUUCUGCUGGGAGGGUGAAAGCACUGGCUGCUGUGGUGGCUUCAUCUGCAUCUGCUGACGCCACCAGUGCACCCUCUAAGGAACCGGCGACUCUGAAUGUUGCAGAGGGGCGUGUGAAGGCUCUUGCUGCUGUGGUGGCGUCUGCAACUCCUGACACCACAGCUGCAGCCCCGAAAGAGGCAGCAACUAUAAAUGUUCCUGGCGGGCAUGUGAAAGCUCUUGCUGCCGUGGUUGCGUCAACUGCUGCUCCUGCUGACGCCACCAGUGCAUCCCCCAAAGCGGCGGCGGCUGUAGAUAUCGCUGGCGGGCAUGUGAAAGCUCUGGCUGCUGUGGUGGCGUCUGUGGGUGCUGCUGGUGCCACCAGUGCACCCUCUAACGAGUCAGCGGGUCUAGAUGUUGCUGGUGGGCGUGUGAAGGCUCUUGCUGCCUUUGCGGCUGCUCCUGCUGCUGAUGAUACCACCAGUGCACCCUCUAAAGAGUCACCGGGUCUAGAUAUUGCUGGGGGGAGGGUGAAGGCGCUGGCUGCUGCGGUGGCAUCCACUGCUGCUGCUGACGCCACCAGUGCACCCCCUAAAGAGGUGGUGGUGACUGGAGACGCAGCGGCUCUAGAUGUUGCAGAGGGGCGUGUGAAGGCUCUUGCUGCUGUGGUGGCUUCUGUGGCAGCUGCUGACUCUGUCAGUGCAACGCCUAAAGGUGUGGCGAAUCCUGAUUUUGCAGAGGGGCGUGUGAAGGCUCUUGCUGCUCGGGCUGCCUCUGCUGCUGCAAACAACAGUGCUGAAAGCACCGGCGGUGCUUCAAAGGACUUGGUCUCUCUGGAGGUUGGAGAGGGGCGGGUGAGAGAGCUCGCUGCUAUGGCUGCCUCUGCUGCUGCCAACAGCAGUGCAACCGCCAGUGCUGCUUCAAAUGACCCCUCUCUGGAUGUUGCUGGGGGGAGAGUGAGAGAGCUCGCUGCUCUGGCUGCCUCUGCUGCUGCCAAUAACAGUGCUGAAACUGCUGACAGUGCUCCAAAGGACUCCUCUCUGGACGCUGGUGAGGGCCGUGUGAAGGCCCUGGCUGCUCUUGCUUCCACUGGUGCUACCUCUGGUAACAAUGUUAGUCAAGGCCAAUCUAAUAGCAAUGGUGAACCCACCACGCUGUACGGCAAUGACAAGAGCAUCCAGCAGCAGCAGCAGCAGCACUACCCUGCUCCCUCCCCACGCCUCAUCCACCGUCCCUACUCCCCGUCACCGCGCUCCAUCCCUCACUCCCCAUCCGCCCAUCUCCCCUGCUACACUCGCUGCCCCUCCACCCAUCUCGUGAGCCCCAUUCGCCCCCGAAGAAGCUUCAGCCCUAGUAGGUUCCGGGCAUUUGAUGCUGCAGCAGUGGCAGCAGCAGCCUUGUCAGGAGUUUCCCCUCAGCGCCGCCGCUCCCCUUCGCCGAACCUCCCACGUUAUUCCGCCUCUCCGGGGGCUUAUCCUAGCGGCUUUCCCAUCCGAACCUCGUCUAUAAUGGUGGGAUCACCAGGAGGGAUGGUGGGAGGCGCGGGGGAUGUGCUUAUAACGAAGGGCAGUGGCGGCGGCAUGGAGGGAGAAGGGCAUGAGGGGGAAAUGCUGGGGGAUGAUGCAGAAAACGAGGAGGAGAGAGAGGAGGAAGAUGAAGGGGAGGAUGAGGACGAUGAGGAGGAGGGAGAGGAGGAGCGAGAGGAGAAGGGUCCACCUAGUGAGGGUAUGCAGACACAAGGGCCAGCAGCUGCAACAGUGCCUUCAAGCGAGGCCAACGGGAUUGCUGGCAGUGGCAAGACAUGGAAAGACAUUCUUCUCUCUGUGAAAGCAGCGUCUCAGCCCGGAAGAGCUGUUCCCGGUUCUAAUGCAGGGAGACAAGAGGGUGUGGGUGUUUCUGCCCUGGCAGCUGUAGCGGCAGAGGUUGUAACGGGAAUGGACGGAGGCAGGGAGGGAGGGGUGGGUGAUGUGGCUGGGGUGUUGGGGAAUGGAGCAUUGGUGUUUGGUGCAGUUGAUGUGGUCGGGGGGACAGCAGGGAAGUCGGUGGGGGCGAUUGGAGAAAUGCAUGGGGAGGCGUGCCGGCAGGAGGGAUGGAAGAGGGCGAGAAGCGUUGCAACUGGAGUAAUGGCGACUGGUGGGGUGAUGGCAGGUGGGCAGCAGCAUUCGAUUUACAGAGGGAUAGCAGAGGGAGAAGAGGAGGGAGGGAUGGAGAACGAAAAGGACGGACCAGCUGUGGUAGAAGGGGAAGUUGUUGGGGGGGUUGGAGCAGAAAAGAGGCAGCAGAGGGAGAUUUUGCAGCUGCAAACAGCAACACGGGUGCAGAGGGGAGAGGGAGGAUGGGCUCACUUGUGUGCCAAGAUGGAGCAGCAGAGGCAGCUGUAUGAAGCCCAAGGUGAGCCUUAUGUGUGCCUUAUGAAUCUCAAGGUGAGCCUUAUGUGGGAGAGGAUAGUGUGUAACAGUGUCAAGCUGCUGGGUGCGUUGGAGUCUCCUACCAGAUGGCCUCACCUGUGUGCCAAGAUGGAGCAGCAGAGGCAGCUGUAUGAAGCCCAAGACGACUCAAGAGCCACCCAGCUAUCAGACCUGCCGGACGAGUUCAUCGUCCAGAUCCUCUCUCGCCUCACCGACCCGCUCGACUGGACGGCGUGUCUCGUCCUAUCCAGACGCUUCGCCGCCCUCUCCUGCCUCGCGCUGCAAGCCCUCUACCUCCUCCCGAACCGCCUGCUCCCCAAGCCUCUGCUGGCUCGGUACCUAGCCUGUUACCCGAACCUGGCAGUGCUGUAUCUGCCCUGGAACAGCGUGGAGGUGGAGGGAGAUGAUGUUUUCGAGAUGAUUGCUUUAUCCAGAUUGGAGCUGCAGGCUCUGCAUGUCGAUGUCUUCCCUGGUUACAAUGAGCGCUCUUACGCAAGAACACCAGCAGGCCUCACCACCCUCUUCACUGCCCUCCCCUCCCUCCGCUAUCUCGCCCUCUGCACCGGCCGAUACAUCCGCUCCCUCCCAGCCUCCAUCGCCCGUCUUUCCCUCUUAGAGGAGCUGCUUAUAAUGAAUCAGUCUUCUAAGCUUGGUUUGCGGUCUCUUCCGCCUGCCCUCGGUCAGCUUUCGAAUCUUCGCCGCCUGGUGCUCGAUUCCUGUCUACAGCUUCCUACGCUGCCCGAGGAAAUCGGGCAGCUGACUGGAUUGGAGGAGCUGGAGCUGCUGAGCCUGGAUUGUUUACGCCAGCUGCCCGAAUCUAUCGGGCAGCUUCAGUGCCUGAAGUGGUUCAAGAUGUGCUGGUGCAUGUCGGUCCGCAACCUGCCCGAGAGCAUCGGGCAGCUGAAAGAAUUGGAGGAGAUGGUCAUCAACAUGGCAGCAAGUGAAACGUGGCUGGGCAGCUUGAAAGAGCUUCCGCAAUCUUUCGGUCAGCUCUACUCCCUGCGGUUCCUGAAGAUUGUCGGCUGCCCGUUGAUGCUGGAUCUGCCCGAAUGUUUUGGGCAGCUUUAUCAGCUUGAAGAAUUUGUUUUUGACAACAAGGGCUUUGCAGAGGAGUCCGAAGCCUGCGGACUUUUAUCCCUGCCCGACUCCUUCGGGCAGCUGACAAGUCUCGUGCGAUUGGAGCUCCGCAACUGCUUCGCCCUCACCUCUCUGCCCGAAUCUCUCGGGCACCUUCCGUACCUCUACUCGCUCAAGCUCAUUGGCUGCUAUUCUCUCGCCACGCUGCCCGAAUCUCUGGGCAGCUCAGGCAGCCUCCAGCUGCUUCUUGUGGAUAACAAGGUGGAUGAUGAUGAGGAUGAAGAGGAGGAUGGGGAUGGGGAUGAGGAUGGGGAGGAGGAUGGGAUGAGCAUAGUGAGCCAUUCAACGGCCAUGGACAUGCACAUGAGCAUGAACGGCACUGACGAUACCGCUGCUAGCGAUGACGGCGCGAGCACCGGCAGAAACGAGGACGGAGAGAAUCACGACAAUGGUCAUUAUGACAAUAACGGCCAUAAUGAGGAGGAGGACGAGGAGGAUGAGGAGGACGAUGAUGACGAUGAUGGUCCGAGCGGUCUGCUCGCCCUGCCGUCAUCCAUGGGUAUCACCCCAUCAGCCAUGUGCAACCUCCGUCAGCUGGUCCUGCGAGCCAACGUCUCCCUCACCACCCUCCCGCCUGCCUUCUUCUCCCUCCACCUUCUUGAAAGCCUCGUUCUCGACUUCACAGAGACCAGAAAUCGGGAAUCUUUCUCGGACCCACCUGCCAGCCGCCUGGGGUCCAGAUCAGCGUCUCAAGCGUCGCUCUCAGGAAGCGGUGCAGUUGGCUUGGGCAGCGAUGCGGUUACCACGGAGACAGGCAGUGCGAUGAACUCUUCCCUGAUGUUGAUUUUGCCGGCUGACUUGCCAACCACACUGGAGAAGAAAUCCAAGCCUGCGGGAAUAGCUGAGCUUCCAGAGGAGAUUUCACAGCUGGUUAAUCUUCGACGGUUGGAUUUGAUUGGCUGCUCGAAGCUUUCCAAGCUGCCCGAAUCCCUGGGCAGCCUCCAGUUCCUGCAGAGGCUGGUGGUUGCAUUCUGUCCGGCCAUUCAGGCCCUCCCGGCUGGCGUCGGGCAGCUGAAAUUCCUCCAGACGUUUGUUGUUCAGAACUGCCCGAAUCUGCGGCACCUGCCCGAAUCGUUAACAGCACUGGCAGGGCUGCCCGAGCUGUGCAUAGAUGAGAAAUCUGUGGGCGUGAAGAUUCCAGACCAUUUGUUGAGGCUGCCCGGUUUCCGCCGUGACAGCUGUUUCUUUGAAGACCGGCUCUUCAUUGACUUAAUUGAGUGA